Sardina pilchardus (European sardine) is the source of this 1753-nucleotide messenger RNA. RefSeq names its product proline-rich protein 36-like. The record is from RefSeq and is a predicted model, not a curated record. The coding region runs from base 71 to 1753 and encodes 560 amino acids. The transcript has 9 exons. Lineage: Eukaryota; Metazoa; Chordata; Actinopteri; Clupeiformes; Clupeidae.
CCAGAUUCUGACUCCAAUAUAAUAUAGGCCUAUUGCUUGACUCCAAUAUAGACCUCUUGCUUUAUCCGUAAUGAGGAGAAUGGAGACUUGGACAGACGCCCUGACAGGCUUAUACAAUUCAUGUUUAACGGCUCCCUGUAGAGGGCGUGAUAGCCCACCCCUGCCAGACACCGCCCCCGAGAGGCCUCCUCUUCCUCUCCUCUACACAGAGUACCAGUUCUUCAACCAGCGUCAUGGGUUUCGACGCCCCCCGGUGGCACAGGAGGGUCAUCACAGUGCGGAGUGGAACAGAGGAGCCAUCACAGACAGAGGACAGAACGGUGACACAGCACACGGCACUACUCACCAGGUGUUCCAAAGGGUGCAGAGAUCAAAUCAACACAGCCAUCAAUAUCAGAACAACAAUGUCCUCUCAAAGGCGGCAGCUCCAAGCGUCCUGCAGCUGUUCCCCAGCAGCACCCCCAGGGGGCGCCCCAGAGGCCCGGCGCUGAGCGGCUGGUGUGGAGAGCAGUGGUCACAUGACUCGGAGGGCUACCUCAGCGUGGAGAUGGACGCACCUGUCGGCCGUGCGGGCCGCUCCUCCGUGGAGGAAAUGGCCGACUCCGACUCGGAGUACUUCAGCCCCAGAGUGACCCCGCGGGCCCUCAGGAGGCAGGACGCAUCCCCCCGCCAGCAGCGCCGCAUGUGGGCCGCACCCGGGCCGCAGGCCAGCCAGCAGCGCCACAUCUGGGCCGCACCCGGCCCUCAGGCCCCGCCCCUGGACCCAGCCCAGGGGUUCUACUACCACUCCCUUCCAGCGCCGCGCUCCAAAACACUCCUCCCCAAGCCCAGGUUAUGCAUUUCCCCCCAAGGGUUUCACAUCUCUGUGGUGGAGAAGCCCACGUCCAUGAGGGCCACCAUAACGCCCACCUCUCCUGACGCCAGCCCACCGAGUCAGCAUCACUUCCUCCCCAUCCAGCAGCACAUGGCCAUGCCGCCCGCUAACUGCCCCAUCCAGCCGCCCGCUAACUGCCCCAUCCAGCAGCACAUGGCCAUGCCGCCCUCUAACUGCCCCAUCCAGCAGCACAUGGCCAUGCCGCCCGCUAACUGCCCCAUCCAGCAGCACAUGGCCAUGCCGCCCGCUAACUGCCCCAUCCAGCAGCACAUGGCCGUGCCGCCCGCUAACAGACACCCACUGCACCACUGGCCGCCGCGCCACAGCGCCUCUGGCCCACAGCUCACCCACCGAUCGGUCCAUCAGCCGGCGCCGGUCAAGCCCAGCGGCCACCUGAGAUCCAGCGUGGCUAUGGACGGGCUCGCCCAAUCAGAACACAGAGCCAGGCCCACGGAGGGACACAGCGCAGGGAACUCAGCUGGACGAACACGUCAGGUGGAGCUGAAGAGCAAGAACGUGCUGGGUGAGCCGCUGCUGUGUGCCACGCUGAAGACGGUUCCGUCGCCCCCACUGGCCCCUAGAACCCGCGUCCAAGAGGACCUCCGCAAGCUGCUAGUUGUGGGUGAUACGGUUGAUCACCGUAAAGUUACAAACCUAGACGGAACACUAUAUCAGUGUCCUGUGGAGUCCGCAGACGGGCCGCACAGUCCUGCUAUGAGCCGGCCACUGGACUCCCCAGCACACACACACACCAGGGCCUCCCCACGGAUCAGCAGGAACGGAUUUGGGUCGGUGUGUGAGCUCAGUGAAGCUGCUGUCUGGAGCAUGAGACCCCUCGGGGAGCACGGGCUCUUCCCCCCCUCAGGUAAACGCACCUGA